CCCCCUUUUUUUCCAUCCAACCACCCCCCGCAGCUUCUUGGGCUGCUGGAGAGAGAUCCGCCGCACGCCCAUAAGCCCGGCCCAGGGGACAAGGGCCGGUCCGUGGGCGACGCCCAUGGCGGCGUUGGUGCCGGGCUUGGAAGAUGAGCUGCGGAACGCGGGUUUAGAGCGGUGCCUGGUGGCCGCAGCCGAGUGGUGUGACAGGAUGGGUCCCAAGGACAUGGAGGAGAUCAGCGAAGAGGAGAUUUUCGAUGACUUCGCGGAGGCGUUGCAACUGAAACCCUUGGAGCGAAGGCGGCUGCUGAAAGGGCCCCUGGGAGCAUGGAGAACAGGCUCCGCAGGGGCUGCCGUCGGGCUGAGCGCACCUGGCGCACCCGCGGCGGCGGGCUACUCCGCGCAGCAGGGGGCGAGUAGCUGGAGUUCGACGAGCAUGCAGCCCAUGAAGGCGCCGUUGAUGGUGAAGAACACUUUCUUGGAGUUGGACGAGGGCGCGAGGUCGGAGGCACUGCAGCGGGCCAACACCGUCCCUGCACCCGCCUCUAACGUCCAGGACCUGUUGGAAGAUGAGGAGGAGGAGGAGGCGACGGAGGUGACGGAGCAGCCAAAAGUGGAGAGCAACAUCUACAAGACCAUGACUUUCGACUCUUUUGAGAAUGGGGACGAUUGGCUCUGGCUGAACCGUCAGCAACUGGAAGCAGUGGAAGAGCACCAUGACGAGGCUCCUGGAGACGCUCCUCAGGAGUUUGUGCCCGAAGAGGCGCCCUGUGGAAUGAUGUUCAUCCCCAUGGACUUGGUGAUGCCCGUCCAGCCAGACAUGUACCCAGGCUGCUUCGCCGUGCCCAUGGACCGCUUCGGCCGCUUUCCGGCUCCGGAAGGUGGUUUGCCAGAUUUCACGCCGCUUGGAGUGACGACCACUGCAGACAACAAGCGAGCACAGGUGCUCCAACGCACCUUUAGCCUGGCCACGAACAUCUAUCGCAUCCGAUGGACGGUAGAUGCCAGGAAGUUGAAGAGUACGGACAAAGAGGCGGUCUCCCCGCAGUUCGAAAUCUCCUUUUCCGGAGGCAACGUGCCCUUCAAGAUGAUCAUGCGCCCCCGCGCGGUGGCACAAGAGCGUGGUGGAGCCAGCUUCAAGAGAUCGCGGGGGCGCGGCAAUCUCCAGCUCCGCUGCAUGGCUGAAUCCGACACGGAGACCAAGCCGGUGGUCACCUUCCGCUUGAGCGUGGGGAGUGAGAAGGCCGCGAAGCAGCUGAAGCCUCGUGGACCCGUGCGCCACGACUUCUCGGAGAAGAACAUUUGCGGGCUUCCGAGUGGCCAGGAUGACUGGGAUUUUGGCAAGGCGGUGGAUGAGAAGACUCAAACCUUUGUGGUGUGUUUAGAGAUCCUGUCAGAUGCACAGUGAUUCACCGCGGCCACGGCCGAUUUUUCGCGGCCGAUGAAGAACGUGAGGGAGAUGAUCAACGCAGAUAAAGGGA
This is a messenger RNA of Durusdinium trenchii, 1475 nucleotides long. The record is from the annotation of a GenBank genome assembly. NCBI's taxonomy places the organism in Eukaryota, Dinophyceae, Suessiales, Symbiodiniaceae.